Molecule: messenger RNA, 1546 nt
Organism: Mya arenaria
Lineage: Eukaryota; Metazoa; Mollusca; Bivalvia; Myida; Myidae
Product: 3-oxoacyl-[acyl-carrier-protein] reductase FabG-like
Exons: 9
Coding region: 90-875 (261 amino acids)
Molecular function (GO): oxidoreductase activity
Source: RefSeq, a predicted model, not a curated record
AUGUAAAGCUGACGUGUGCAUAUAUAGAACAUGCACACUGCAUAUAUCACAGUAUUGUGGCAAUAGAGUUUUAAAAUACGUUCAGAAGUAUGGCAUCGUUAAAGGAUAAAGUUGUCAUCAUUACAGGUUCCGGCGAUGUGACCGGCAUAGGUGCGGCCACAGCGCUACACAUGAUCAAAUUUCAACCCCGACUGGUCAUCACAGGACGGGUCAAAAGCAGACUUGACGCAGUUGAGGAAAGCUUACUGGCUGCGGGUCUCAAACAGGACCGGCUCCUCGUCGUUGUGUGUGACGUCACUGAUGAUGCUCAGCUUCAGAAUCUUGUGCAGAGAACGCUCGAGAUAUUCGGGCAGAUAGACGUACUGGUGAACAACGCAGCGGUAGUCGUUUCCUUUUCCGUCAUGGAAACCAAUAUGACUGAUUUUGAUCACGUGAUGAACACGAACAUCCGGUCGCCCUUCCUUCUCACGAAGCUGUGCCUGCCUCACCUUAUCAAGACCAAAGGUUGUGUGGUUAACGUGUCGAGUAUUGCAGGUCAACUUACGUUCCAAGGACAUGCCAGCUACAGCAUCAGUAAAGCAGCACUGGACCAGUUCACGGGCAUUCUAGCUAAUGAGAUGGGUGAACAUGGCGUAAGAGUCAACUCCGUUAAUCCAGGGGUGAUCCGGACGGGGAUUUAUCUGAAAUUUGGUAUGAGCGAGGAGGAAUUUCCCAAGUUUUCAGAGGAUCAGAAGAGGACACAUGCACUUGGGCGUGUCGGGGAACCAGACGAGGUUGCCAAGGCAAUAACGUUCCUCGCAUCCGACCAGGCGUCAUUCACUUCUGGUCAAAUAUUGUACGUGGACGGCGGUCACCACAAGAGACCAAUCAUAUAACUGGAUAAUCGAGUGAUUGACAAGAGAAGCAAGAAAAUACCUUUUGAAAAUUUCGUUUUCCAACUGAAGUGAGUUCCACUUUGGUUAAAUUCAUAAAUCACAAAAAAAAAUUCAGACAGUUGUUACUUAUUUGAUAAAAUAAAGUUAAAAGUACGCAAGUUUAAAUGAAAAAAAAAUGUUUGGUUAGUGCAUGGUAACAGGUUAUAUAACUACAUGUAUUAUAAUGUAUAUCAUAAGAUGCAGAUUAGUCAACCUUGUGGUCAAUAAUUGGAUUGCAAACCGAGGUUCUGAUCUUGUACAUUUGAAUUUGAAUUUUAGGAUAAUUGUCAAUAUGGUUUGCUAAAAGAACUUAAGCUCUGAUUAAAAGAAUAUGAGAACAUGAAAAUGUAUGUGUAUGUCAAUGUUUUGCUUUCAAUGGCGUUUUGUAAAUGGUAUUAAACAGAACCAAAGUUCCUUUUCCAAUUUUUAUGUGGUUUUGAUUUUACAAGAUACAUGGCAUUAAGCAUUUUUCUAACAGAUUAACGUCCACUUAUGAUCAUUAAAUUGUCCGAAUGUCACAAUAUUAUAAACAGAAAGCUGAAGUGUUGCUGGGACUGGAGUCUAUGAUCCCGUGCCAGAUGGUCUGAAAAGUAAGGUUCAAAUAUGUUUAAAAAUAUAAUAAACUGUAAAAA